AUGGGGCACAGCGAUGUUAAGUGCUGCGAGUCCAAUUUUUUCCUGUACGUUGCUAUAAUUGUGGGAUUGGUGGUUUUUGCUGGGCUCAUGGCUGGCCUCACACUUGGUCUCAUGUCUCUUGGUCUUGUCGACCUUGAAGUUCUUAGCAAAUCCGGACGCCCUAAAGAUCGUAUCCAUGCCGCUAAAAUUCUUCCCGUGGUUAAAAACCAACACCUUUUGCUCUGCACUCUAUUGAUUGGCAACUCUUUGGCUAUGGAGUCUCUUCCAAUAUUUUUGGACAAGCUUGUGCCUCCAUGGGCAGCAAUUCUAAUGUCUGUGACGCUUAUCCUCAUGUUUGGGGAGAUACUUCCACAAGCAAUCUGCACUCGUUAUGGAUUGACGGUUGGGGCAACAGUUGCACCCCUUGUUCAGCUUCUUCUUUGGAUAUUUUUUCCUGUUGCUUAUCCAAUCAGUAAGGUACUGGACUGGGUGCUUGGAAAAGGUCAUGCUGCCCUGUUACGAAGAGCAGAAUUAAAAACAUUAGUUGAUUUUCAUGGAAAUGAGGCCGGUAAGGGGGGAGAUUUGACUCAUGAUGAGACAACAAUAAUAGCUGGUGCGCUUGAGUUGACCGAAAAGACUGCAAGAGAUGCCAUGACCCCUAUAUCAAAGGCAUUUUCUCUUGAUCUUGAUGCCACACUUGAUUUGGAGACACUGAAUGCUAUAAUGACUAUGGGUCACAGCAGAAUACCUGUGUACUAUAAAGAUCCCACAAACAUUAUUGGUCUGAUAUUGGUUAAGAAUCUUUUAGCAGUUGACCCAGAUGAUUCAGUUCCUUUGAGGAAAAUGACUAUCAGAAAAAUUCCUCGGGUUUUGGAAAACAUUCCACUUUAUGAUAUACUAAAUGAAUUUCAGAAGGGUCAUAGCCACAUUGCUGUUGUGUAUAGAGAUCUAAACAAGACAAAAGGGAUGGCAAAGAAAACGGAAGAUAAGCAAAAUGCUGGGUUUAAGUCUGACUUGAAUGAUUCUAGCAAAAAAGAUGGAGAACAAGCAAUGAAGAGAAGUCCUCCACCUACUCCUGCUUUCAAGAAGAGACACCGAGGUUGUUCAUUUUGCAUUUUGGAUUUGGAGAACUCACCGAUUCCUGAGUUCCCUCCCAAUGAAGUAGUGCUCGGUGUAAUUACCAUGGAGGAUGUCAUUGAGGAGCUUCUUCAGGAGGAAAUAUUGGAUGAAACUGAUGAGUAUGUAAACAUUCACAACAGGAUAAGAAUCAACAUGAACGCUUCGCAGGAAAAGCUUCCUGAGCCAAGUGCCCUGGGAAUGUCUGGCACUGAAGUUUCAGAUUCUAAAACUCCACAAUGA
Messenger RNA from Oldenlandia corymbosa var. corymbosa, 1338 nucleotides. Lineage: Eukaryota; Viridiplantae; Streptophyta; Magnoliopsida; Gentianales; Rubiaceae. The record is from the annotation of a GenBank genome assembly.